Messenger RNA from Ornithorhynchus anatinus (platypus), 6179 nucleotides. It is a transcript of the gene LRRN1, whose product is annotated as leucine rich repeat neuronal 1. NCBI's taxonomy places the organism in Eukaryota, Metazoa, Chordata, Mammalia, Monotremata, Ornithorhynchidae. The record is from RefSeq and is a predicted model, not a curated record. The transcript is spliced from 2 exons. Gene Ontology annotation, molecular function: protein binding. The coding region runs from base 304 to 2454 and encodes 716 amino acids.
UCCUCCCCGCCUCCCGGCCCCCUUGCCCCCCGCACCAUCCUCUGGGCACAUCUCCAGACACUGAUUUGGCUGCACCAACUUAUGCAGUAGAGCUUUGGGUGAGCGCCUGGAAUUGAGAGGCAGAGUUAAGCAACUCCCAAGCACUCGCUGUCCUCUGAAAAAAACCCCAGAAGCCGUCCUUCCAUCUCUGGAUGUCCAUUAGUCUCAACCUAAACUUGGCUUGAAGGUUCCCAAUUUCAGCUUGCUUUCACAUCUAUACUAUAUAGCACAUUUUCACUGGAAGAGAGCUUGGGGUACACCAGCAUGGCCAAGAUUAGCUUUGGCUUAAUAGCUGGCCGGCUGGUGCUAGGGUUGCUGAUGAGUUCACUAACCGAAUCUUCCAUACAGAGUCACGAAUGCCCACAGCUCUGUGUCUGUGAAAUCAGGCCCUGGUUUACACCACAAUCAACCUACAGAGAAGCGACAACCGUUGACUGCAAUGACCUCCGCUUAACUAAGAUUCCCAGCAACCUUUCAAGCGACACCCAGGUACUUCUCUUACAGAGCAACAACAUUGCCAAAACUCUGGAUGAACUUCAGCAGCUUUUCAACUUAACCGAGUUAGAUUUUUCACAGAAUAAUUUCACUAGCAUCCGAGAUGUGGGGCUUGCAAAUCUAACUCAGCUCACUACUUUACAUUUGGAAGAAAAUCAGAUAACGGAGAUGACUGACUACUGCUUACAGGACCUCAGCAACCUUCAAGAAUUAUACAUCAACCACAACCAGAUCAGCAGCAUUUCUGCCAAUGCAUUUUCCGGCUUGAAAAACCUAUUAAGGCUCCAUCUAAACUCCAACAAAUUAAAGGUUAUUGAUAGUCGCUGGUUCGAUGCUACACCCAACCUUGAAAUCCUUAUGAUUGGGGAAAAUCCAGUCAUUGGAAUUUUAGAUAUGAACUUUAGAUCUCUUUCAAAUUUAAGAAGUUUGGUUUUGGCAGGAAUGUACCUUACUGAUAUUCCUGGAAAUGCCCUAGUGGGCUUGGACAGUCUGGAAAGCCUUUCAUUUUAUGACAACAAAUUGCUCAAAGUUCCACAGCUUGCACUCCGUAGAGUUCCGAAUUUAAAAUUUCUAGAUCUCAACAAAAACCCAAUCCACAAAAUCCAAGAAGGUGACUUCAAAAACAUGCUGAGAUUGAAAGAACUGGGGAUCAAUAACAUGGGGGAGCUGGUGUCCGUGGAUCGUUAUGCCCUAGACAACUUACCCGAACUUACGAAACUAGAAGCCACCAAUAAUCCAAAGUUAUCAUACAUCCAUCGUUUAGCAUUUCGCGAUGUCCCAGCUCUGGAAAGUCUCAUGCUAAACAACAAUGCCUUGAAUGCCAUUUACCAAAAGACAGUAGAAUCUCUUCCAAAUCUGCGGGAAAUCAGUAUUCACAGCAAUCCACUUAGAUGUGAUUGUGUCAUUCACUGGAUAAAUUCCAACAAAACAAAUAUCCGAUUUAUGGAGCCCCUAUCAAUGUUUUGUGCUAUGCCACCAGAAUACAGAGGACAGCAGGUGAAAGAAGUUUUAAUUCAAGAUUCCAGUGAACAGUGCCUCCCUAUGAUCUCCCAUGACACCUUUCCAAAUCACUUGAACCUGGACAUCGGGAUGGCCGUUUUCUUAGAUUGUCGGGCCAUGGCAGAGCCCGAACCAGAGAUUUAUUGGGUAACCCCACUUGGAAACAAGAUCACCGUCGAAACCUUUUCAGAGAAAUACAAGCUAAGCAAUGAAGGGACUCUGGAAAUAGCAAAUAUUCAGGUGGAAGAUUCGGGAAGGUACACCUGUGUAGCUCAAAACAUAGAAGGGGCAGACACCCGUGUUGCUACAAUUAAGGUGAAUGGAACUCUUUUGGAUGGUACCCAGGUGCUGAAAAUCUAUGUGAAACAGACCGAGUCUCAUUCCAUUUUAGUGUCCUGGAAGGUUAAUUCCAAUGUCAUGACUUCCAAUUUAAAAUGGUCAUCUGCCACCAUGAAAAUCGAUAAUCCUCACAUCACCUAUACAGCCAGGGUUCCCGUGGAUGUUCAUGAAUACAAUUUAACUCACUUGCAGCCUUCCACCGACUACGAAGUGUGUCUUACCGUAUCCAACAUCCACCAGCAAACCCAAAAGUCGUGUGUUAACGUGACGACAAAAAGUGCAGCUUUUGCACUCGACAUUUCCGAUCAAGAAACCAGUACUGCCCUGGCAGCAGUCAUGGGAUCCAUGUUUGCAGUUAUUAGUCUGGCUUCCAUUGCCGUAUACAUCGCAAAAAGAUUUAAGAGAAAAAACUACCACCACUCAUUAAAGAAGUAUAUGCAAAAAACCUCUUCAAUUCCACUGAAUGAACUGUAUCCCCCACUGAUCAACCUUUGGGAAGCUGACAGUGAAAAAGAUAAAGAUGGUUCGGCAGAGAGCAAGCCCACCCAAGUCGACACAUCCAGAAGCUAUUACAUGUGGUAACUCAGUGGAUAUUUUGCUUCUGGUAGUAAGGAGCACAAAGACUUUUUUGCUUUAUUCUGCAAAAGUAACAGGUUGAAGACUUUUGUAUUUUUGACUUUGCUAGUCUGUGGCAGAGUGGUGAGGAUGGGUGGAUAUUUCAAAUUUUUUUAGUAUAGCGAAUCGCAAUGGUUUGACACAAAUGGUAGCCUCUCUCAGCUUCCACUUUGUGUUUGGUUGUUUGUUUGUUUUUAAUUACUAUGAUUUGAUUUUAGUUGUUGUGCUAAACUUAAUAAUGCCAUUCUAACUACAGUGCUCAAUAAAACUAUUAAUAACAGGUUGGGGUUACCCUGUGACUUCACCAAUAGCAUGACCCCUUUCUUCUGAAGCCAUCAGUAGAGAGUACAGUGCCCUUCCAAAGCUAACAUUCAGUUUUGAAACUGCAUUGAACCUUUUGUAACAAUCUGGUCUAGAGUUUUAAACUGAGAAGCAAAGACGAGACUUGUUACGUUUGUUGAAUGGUUAGUUGACUGUACUGUAAUGUUGUAUCAACUGAAUUGAAUGUUUUGACUUUGAACAAUGACCUUUUCCUUUUCUUUUUGUAUUAGCUUAGGCCAGGCUAACAGGUAAUAGAAAUAUGUAUAUCAAUUUUUUAAUGUAACAAACUACAUGUUAAUUGUUAUCUUAUCCUUUUUAUUAUAUUUAGUAGAAACUUUUAAAACAAGACAAGAAUUUUGUUGUGCUUAAUCCACCAAUGUGUGGUGUAAAAUGAAGACAGAACUAUAAUAAAAUAGUUUUGUUCUGAUUUUUUUUUUAGAACAGUGGCAAUAACGUAUUAUUUAUAGCCCUUAGUAGGUACAUUGUUAAAUGUUUUUCUCAACAGCAAAAAAACCCCAAGAUGUUCUCGAAGAUUACUUUCUAAAGGUAGCUCUAAAAUGAUUUGAGCAUUUUUCUAAAAAGAGUUAUCUAUUUUAAUGACGUGGUUGAAAUGACAGAGUUUGUUUCUAUAUUUAAAAAUACCAAAAAGAAAGGAAUCAGAAAGAUGUUAUGAGAGAAAAAGCUUUGUCACCGUCACAUGCACAUUCGGACAUGUUUUCAAAAUAGUACCUAGUACAUAAAUAUAUUGAAUGUCACAUUCUCUUUCUGUAUACAUUUUCCUUGCAAGCUACUUUUUAACAUAUCUUUUUUUAAUCAAUCAUCCUGGAAAUUACCUAAUGAAAGGCCACUUAGUAUUUCCUUUGAAAGUAUAAAACAGAGAGACAAUGUACAAAAAUAUUUUGUUAUGUUCUUCCUUUUGAACACAAACAUUCAUUUUCAGGCCGGUGAUUCCGAUCGACAUUUAUCAAACAAGUGAGUAUCCUACAGAUAAAUAAUAUUUUGUAUAGCUGAAAUCUUUUCCCCAAAAUUGUCUCUCAAACACCUAGCCAAAUUAAAUGAUGCAAUUUUAUAGGCAUUAUGUGGUUCAAGUUAAAGAAAGGAAUUCCAAUGUGAAUAAAUUAGGAGAGCUCUCAGCUUUAAGGCCAACAGCAAAGGUAGAAAGGAAUUAAGAGGCAUAGGUAAAGGGGAAGAAAUGCAUUUUAAAAUGUCAAGUGAUGGGACAGGGAAAUAAAGGAAGUCUGUUCCAAAAGGCAGCAGCUACAGAGGACUAUCUCCUCGACUGAGAAUGAUGAGGUCGUGGAAAGGGGCAGAAAGACAAAAUGAGCCAGAUAAGCAGGGAGAAGGAAAGGGGAAAAAGAAAGACAGUGUCCAGGAGGUUAGCUGGAGAAAUUCCCCCAAACAUGCUUAACAUGAAAGGCAAUUUUUUAGAUAGAAAGAUUUGGAACCAAGUGGAAGUAUGAGAAGGCCCGAGCUCUGGAGAUCCCAUGAUUUAAAGUGAUUAAGGUAAAAUCAAGGUCUUCAUGAUGUCAGCACAGAAUCCAAAAUGAUGACAAGAACUAUUCAAAGCUUAGGUGUGAGACGAGAACUAAAGAUUCAGGCACUCCUGCAUAGCCUCAGAAAAGCGUAUCUGCAAAUGGACUGGAGAAUCAAUCCUAUUUCUCCAAAGGAUAAAGGAUUACUUGAAAUCUGAUGUUUCUUUGAGAGGAAACGACUGCUAACUGGUGUGUGUUUGCAGAUGUACUCACAUAUGCUGAUGAAGAAAUGCCCUCAAACCUUUUUCUGCUACAAGCAAAUGUGUCUUCAAGUCUUUUGCCAUCUGUGCUGACAAGUGCCAUCAGUUGGUACAGAAAUGUAAAAGUGAAGCUUUUAGCCUAAUAUUUCUUCUCUGCAAUAUAAUACAAACUGAUAAAUUAGACCUGUAAGGAUUACAUAAUCAGGCGAGGUAUGAAUGGAUAAUUGAGGUAAUGGCACCCUAGACAGUGGUGAUUAUUACCUGUCUACUUCAGAUUUUGUAUUCUCUCUUUCUCCCCCUCCUCAUGCUGAAUAUCCACCUGCUUUGGCAAGGAUAUUCUGGGAGUGCAUCCAACUCCCCCACCAUUUUUCCACCAUACAGUAAUGCAUUUGAUCCCAAAAACCAUUCCACCAGUGUGGCUAGACGAACAACUGUUCUGAGCGCUUGGUGAAAAGGAACAGAUAUCACCAUUCUUUGCCAAUCAAAGCCUUACCAGAGUUCACUUUGGGGAAGCGGGGAAAACAGACUUAAACAUCCGUUCUUUUCUAGGGUCAAAACCACAAGUCUGCUACAUGACAUGCAAUUGCAAACGCCUUUUGACAUCAUUUCAUUCUUUUGCUGCCAUGUCUGCAGCUGGGGCCAAAAGUUUCACCUGAAAAAAUAUUCACGUGGUUACAAACUUUAUCAAUAUUGUGAUCCCUAACAGCAUCUGUUUUUCAAAGUUCUUAAGAAGGGAUUGAGAAUUCCUGAUGCACUGUAUUUGUAUCCUUCACUUCACUUUUUUACUCUCUUCCAUCCUUCUGAGAGCAGAUCGACCAAAAGUUUCUUAGAACAAAUAAUUGAUGUGUGUUUGUGUUGAGAUUGGCAAACUCCUGUCUUUGCCCUGUUUCCCUCACAAACACCAUUUUUGGCUUUUCAAUUACUUUGCAUUCAUUUGAGCAAUCACCGUGAUUCUGUGGGGCUCCUCAUUUUGAUUCCUCCUUUAAAGUUAUUUCUGCUCCAUCCCUUGCUAUUCCUCCUGCACCUACGCAAAGUCAGACAGUUCAGUCACUUAAGUGAAUUUACCAGAUUAUUGCUUUGUUCUUGGGAGUCUGUCCCCUUCAUCCAAUCCUUCUGUACCAGCUCUCUCCCUCAAGCUAAUAUGGGUGCCAAUAACUGAUUCAGUGGGACCCAGAGCGUGUUUGGUGUUGACCCAAAAAUUAAUUUUGAACUCCCCCAAAUUACUUGAGGGAGUAAUAACUUCUAAUAGCAGUACUUCUAAUAACCAUUCUUAUUAGAAAAAACAAAAACAAAAAAUCCCAAACCACUGACAAUCACGAAAAGUGAACCUGAGCCAGAGGUAACAUUUUUUCUUAUAGAAAACCACUGAACAAGGCCAGGUGACACUCAUGUCACAUAGCUGCAGUAGUGACUUGAGGAAUUUUCAGGAAAUAUCUCCAGCAUCCAAGAGCAAAUUGAUGAUUCUUCUCAACCAGCUGCGGAGGUCCUGAAGCUUUGAGAUUAUUUCUAUAUUCCGUUUGGUCACCGGAAACUGAUUCCAUAAUUUGUGGACAUAAUGGUUCUCUUCAUUUCAAAUACUUCUAUCUGGUUUUGGAUGCCUUAUUGUGGAAGUAUAAUAAACAAUACACCUGCUCUCUUU